AUGUUGAAGGUAUCAGCUAGACAUGCGCCGGUUUUGAGGCUACCAAGGCGAUUUUAUGCACAAAAAACAAGAGUGGUGAUAGGGCCACGAUUGAAAAAUCUGGAUGAGAUAAAAGAAUAUCUGGGGAAGCCUACAUGGUCUGUGGAGAAGUACUUGCAAAGUUCGUCAAAUGGGGAAACCCAGCCACCGUCGCGGGAAACUGUGGAGAAACUACUGAAACUGUCAGGUCUCCCGAAUGAAAAUGUUGAGAUGUUUCAAGCAACGCUGGGCAAACAGCUUGCUUUCAUCAACAAGGUUCAGAGCCUGCCUGUAGAUGAAAGCCUGGACCCCAGUCAUGCCAGAAUAAUAGACCGCAACUCAGAGGCUCUCGACUACGAAUCCCUUUCGUGCUCUGUUGAGCAGCAGGAGACUGAAAAAGACAGCAAGAUGGGCGAGGUUGGCGGAUCAUGGGACGGCACCGGGCUGGCUGCUAUCAGUGAGAACGGGUUCUAUGUUCUAAGGGAAGGCCUUCUCAAAAAUCGGAAGUGA
This is a messenger RNA of Lachancea thermotolerans CBS 6340, 528 nucleotides long. RefSeq names its product glutamyl-tRNA(Gln) amidotransferase subunit F (gene GTF1). The transcript has a single exon. Gene Ontology annotation, molecular function: glutaminyl-tRNA synthase (glutamine-hydrolyzing) activity. Gene Ontology annotation, cellular component: mitochondrion; glutamyl-tRNA(Gln) amidotransferase complex. NCBI's taxonomy places the organism in Eukaryota, Fungi, Ascomycota, Saccharomycetes, Saccharomycetales, Saccharomycetaceae. Bases 1 to 528 code for a protein of 175 amino acids. The record is from RefSeq and is a predicted model, not a curated record. Gene Ontology annotation, biological process: glutaminyl-tRNAGln biosynthesis via transamidation.